AUGGAGCAGCACUCCGCUUUGACCAAUAAGAACCGUGCAGUCAGCGUCGAGCAAGUGUCCAUCUUCAUCUGCUCUGACAAUACCGUCAUAUCCUUCUUCGAGCACUCAGCCGCCGAUAUCGAGGUUCCCAUACUCACCCGCCUCAAGAGCGAGAAUACUAUCCUUCGCCAAUCCUGCGAUGCCAGUAUGCUAGUCCAAGCCAUCAUUGACGCUGUCAUCGAUCUCGCGAUUCCCGUUGUAGCCGCCUACGAAGACGUCAUGGCUCCCUGCGGGAGCACCGCGCCGAACCAGUCCAUACGCCAGGUCUCUCUGGCGUCCCGUCCCGUACGGCCGGCCGGUCCAUAUCCUCCAUCACCAUCUCCCCCCUCGCCUACACCUACCUUGGCGACCCGACGUAGAGGCUACUCGCUGCGCAGUUCACUUUUUAGGAAGAACAUUGAUGGGCAGCACACAACCGCCACGAGCAUUGAGUUGGAAGACGCGCCUGGUUCGUCACGCUUAACGCGGGAGGGGAGUCAUGGAGACGAUGGAGAGUCUAGGAAGACCGGAGAGACAACCGUCACAGUGGCUCCCUCCCUGGCCGAUAUCUCUCGUGCCAAUUCCAAGGACACCGCGUUUGGGAAAGGUCCCAUUGCGCUGCCAAACUACAGUACGUGGCUACAAGGGAAGGAGAAGCAGCGUGGAAUCAUACGACAAUUGCGUGCGCUAGGUGAGCGUGCCAGGAAGUUUGUGCUGCGCAUCAAAGUCAUUCCCCCCAGCAAGGACGGACGACAUAUUGCUCUGGACCCCUGUCGAGAAGAGCAUCUCAUCGAUGAACGUACCAACCAACCUUACACGACCAACUGGAUCCGCUCUACUCGCUACUCCGCAUGGAACUUUCUUCCUCGCCAGCUUGUGGCACAGUUCUCCAAAUUGGCCAACUUUUAUUUUCUUUGCGUGUCCAUACUUCAGAUGAUACCCGGUCUCAGUACCACAGGGACCUAUACCACGAUUGUUCCGUUAUUGUUCUUCGUUACUCUUUCGAUUGCAAAAGAAGGAUAUGAUGAUCUCAGGAGAUACAGACUCGACAAGGCUGAAAAUAACCGCGAAGCAAAGGUGCUGCGGGGCGCGGCGAUGUGCGUCAGGCGAGCGUCAAUUGCCGACCAGAGUUCCGCUUCUACAGAGGCAUCCCUGCAUUAUGAAUCGGUCAAAUGGCAAGACCUGCGGGUGGGAGAUGUCAUCCGGUUGGACCGCGACGACGCUGCACCCGCUGACUUGGCUUUGCUGUACACCAGCGGGGAGAACGGUGUAGCCUACGUUGAAACUAUGGCUCUGGACGGCGAGACGAACCUCAAGAGCAAGCAGACUACCGCGUCCCUUGCGAAAGCGAUUGAGACUCCUGAGGAUGUCUUGACGUGCGAUGCCAGAUUCGUUGUCGAAGACCCGAAUCUGGAUCUAUACAACUUCGAGGGACGUGUCAUUGUCGAUGGCAAGACGGCUCCCUUGACAGUGAAUGAGAUCAUCUAUCGUGGCAGUAUUCUGAGGAAUACACCGGAUGCCUUGGGUAUUGUUAUCUACUCGGGAGAGGAAUGUAGAAUCCGGAUGAACGCGAACAAGAACCCUCGGAUCAAGGCGCCCGCCCUUCAAACAGUCGUCAACCGCAUCGUCAUCAUUAUCGUCAUAUUCGUCCUCUUGCUCGCCAUUUUCAAUACUGUGGCAUAUCAAAUCUGGUCUGAGAAGACUGAAGAUAAGCUCUGGUAUCUCUCCAGUGCGUCGGUCGCGUUCUUUCCAAGCAUGACGUCCUUUAUCAUCAUGUUUAACACCAUGAUCCCGCUCUCGCUCUAUGUGAGCUUGGAAAUUGUCAAGCUCGCCCAGAUGUGGUUUCUCUUUGGGGACGUCGAUAUGUACGACGAGACGUCCGAUACUCCGUGCGAACCUAGAACGUCAACUAUCAACGAAGAGCUUGGCCAGAUCAGUUACAUCUUCUCCGACAAGACAGGCACUCUUACUGAUAACUCGAUGAAGUUCCGCAAGAUGAGCGUGGCGGGCACCGCUUGGCUGCACGAUACGGAUCUCCAAGAGACACGCAAGAAGAAGAAACUCAUUCACAAGACACGUAAAAAGGGAAAACAGCCUGUCAGGAAGAGUGUGCGGUCGGCCAAAGAUGCGGUCGAGCCAGCAACGCCGGCUUUGGAUGGGGAUGGUGGAGAGGUUACGAUCGAGCCUGAGAUGUCUGGCUCGAAAUGGCAGUCUUCUGCCCGACCUGGAAAACCACAGCGCGAAUUACUGACAGGGGAUAUGCUCCGAUAUAUCCAGAGAAGGCCCCAUACGCCCUUUUCACAGAAAGCCCGGCUUUUCUUGCUCUCCAUGGCGCUCUGCCAUACAUGCUUACCAGAAAUCCAAGAGGAUGGAAAGACGAGGUUUAUGGCGUCUUCCCCCGAUGAGCUUGCCCUUGUGCAGGCUGCACAGGAUAUGGGCUUCCUCGUCAUCAGUCGUGAUGUUCAUACGAUCUCGCUAAAAAUCAUGCCCAACGGCGCUGAUCAAGAGCCAGUUCUCGAAGUCUACGAAGUGCUGGAUGUAAUUGAGUUCUCUAGCAAGCGGAAGAGGAUGUCCAUUAUUGUUCGAUUCCCUGACGGACGCAUCUGCAUCUUCUGCAAAGGUGCUGACUCAAUCGUUAUGCAGCGUCUGCGGUUAGCCACGGUUGCCAAUAAGAGCAUGGUAGAUAUUGAAUCUCGCGCGAAUAAGCGAAAGAGUCUGGAGGCCCAGUACGCCAUGGCCCGCAAGAGCGAGCAGGUUGAACGGAAGAGCAGCAUAGCCGCGCGUGCCAGCCUCACAUUGGGCAAUCCCUCCUUUGCUCGAACCAGUAUCUCUGGUCUUGGGCGUCCUAGUAUAGGGAAUCGCUCGCUUCAGCCGGUUCGAGAUGAGAUUGAUCAGUGGCUACGAGAGCGCGAGACGGACUACGAGGUAGAUUCUUACGCGGACAACACGCCCCUCCAGACCCCUCGACCUUCUGGACUCAACCGACUCUCAAUGGCGCUCUCUGAGACAGGAAGCUCGGUGCAGAUGGAGAUGGACGAGAUGGUGGACGAGCAAGUCGCCUCGGACGACGGGGCUGUUAUAGAACGUUGCUUCCAGCACAUCAAUGAUUUCGCAACUGAGGGUCUGCGCACGCUGCUGUAUGCUUACCGUUUCCUCGGCGAGGAAGAGUACGCGACGUGGAAGAAGGGAUAUGUCGAAGCAACAACGAGCUUGGUCGAUCGGGCACGACUCAUUGAGGAGUCUGGUGACAUGAUCGAGCAGCAGCUGGAGCUUUGCGGUGGCACUGCCAUUGAAGAUAAGCUGCAGCAGGGUGUUCCAGAGGCUAUUGAUAAGCUGCGGCGAGCGAAGAUCAAGAUGUGGAUGCUGACGGGCGACAAACGCGAGACUGCGAUCAACAUUGGUCACUCCUGUCGUCUCAUCAAAGACUACUCUGCGGUCACUGUCUUGGACCACGAGACUGGCGAGGUGGAGCAGAGUAUAGGUGCCGCCGUCCUAGCAAUCAAUCGAGGCACCGUCGCGCACUCGGUCGUCGUUGUUGACGGCCAGACACUCGCGAAGAUCAACGAAGUAGAGCCACUGAAACUGCUCUUCUACGACCUAGCCAUCCUGGCAGACUCUGUCAUCUGCUGCCGGGCUUCCCCGUCCCAAAAAGCAAGUCUGGUCAAGAACAUCCGCAAACGCGUGAAGAAGUCAAUCACCCUGGCCAUCGGCGAUGGCGCCAACGACAUCGCCAUGAUCCAGGAAGCGCACGUCGGUAUCGGCAUCACAGGCAAAGAGGGUCUGCAAGCUGCGCGAACGAGCGACUACUCGAUUGCGCAGUUCCGCUUCCUCGUCAAGUUGCUGUUGGUGCAUGGACGGUGGAAUUACAUCCGGACGUGCAAGUACACGGUUGGCACGUUCUGGAAAGAAAUGCUCUUCUAUCUCACCCAGGCCCUCUACCAACGCUCCGUCGGCUACACGGGAACCUCGCUGUACGAAUCCUGGUCGCUGUCCAUGUUCAACACUCUCUUCACCUCUCUGCCCGUCAUCUUCCUGGGCAUCUUUGAAAGGGACCUGUCCGCUUCAACCCUUCUCGCUGUGCCUGAGCUGUACACCAAGGGUCAGCGGAACGGCGGUUUCAAUUUCAAGGUGUACCUCGGGUGGAUGUUUAUGGCGAGUGCGGAAGCCAUGGUGGCGCUGUUCACAGAGGAUCCGUCUAUAUUCGCCCUGGGCAGUUUGACGUACUCGGCAUGCGUCAUAUUGAUCAGCGCGAAGUUACAAUUCAUAGAAACGCACUCCAAAACCGUAACAAACGCCUUUGCCAUCAUCGUUUCCGUCGGCGGCUGGUUCCUCUGGAACAUCAUCCUGGCCAACACGUACGACCCGACCAACAAGAUCUACUACGUGCGCAAAGCGCUCUUCGAGACGUUCGGCGCCAGCCUCACCUGGUGGAGCGCGCUGCUCCUCAUCGUGCUCUCGGUCCUCAUCUUCGAGCUCGGCACCGACGCCCUGCGCGCGGCCUUCUUCCCCACCGACGAAGACGUGUUUCAGCAGCUCGAGAAGGAUCCCAGCGUCAAGCGCCGGUUCGAAGAGGCAGCGGCGGCGGAGCUGCAGGCCGGGUGGGAUCGGGAGACGAAUAAGGAGAAGGGGAGGGAGGAGGAUGUGCGUAAGGUUGUGGAGGAGUUGGAGAGGAGGGAGGAGGAGAGGAGGGAGGGCGAGGUCAAGGAGUUGAUUCGGGCGAGGAUUGAGGAGGUGGAUGUAAGUGGGGAGGGAGGGGUUGCUGGGGAUGGGGUGGUGGGGAGGGAGGGGGAGGAUCCGGUUAAGUUGUUGGAGAGGGGGUUUGGGAGGGUGAGGAAGGCGUAG
Molecule: messenger RNA, 4860 nt
Organism: Westerdykella ornata
Lineage: Eukaryota; Fungi; Ascomycota; Dothideomycetes; Pleosporales; Sporormiaceae
Product: phospholipid-translocating P-type ATPase
Exons: 6
Coding region: 1-4860 (1619 amino acids)
Biological process (GO): post-Golgi vesicle-mediated transport; phospholipid translocation; intracellular protein transport
Cellular component (GO): plasma membrane
Molecular function (GO): ATPase-coupled intramembrane lipid carrier activity; ATP hydrolysis activity; magnesium ion binding
Source: RefSeq, a predicted model, not a curated record